UUGAUUGGAGAAAACUUUUAUUCUGAACUGAAGUGUCUGCGGAGUUUCUCAUAUUCCAGCCCGGUUUGGAGACUCCUCCUCUCAAUCCUAGCAACUGCACAUUACUUUCUGUUUCCUGUUGAGACACCUCGAGUAUCCACCCGCAUCCUUCAUUCUCCCACUGUCAUCUUGCGCUGUCACUCCCCCAGCUGCCCCGGAAUCCCACGGUAGCUUUAUCCUGGCUGCAGCAGUUCCAACCUUGCAUCCCCACAUCACUCCAAUUCAAAGAAAGAAAGAACUUUUCUACCCUCACCCAUCAAACUGAAGUCCUGGGCUUUCUUCUAGUUGGACCAACUUAUGUCAUGAGCCCACUCUUCAUCACAUACUGAUGGAGCCACCCAAGUUCAGCCACGGCCCAAGUCGUUUGAUUCAGCUGGUGAUGAAAUGGGGGUCAACCUGUCCGUGGGCUUUCCUCCUGUCACGGGACCCCACCUCGUAGGCUGCGGGGAUGUAAUGGAGGGUCAGAGUCUCCAGGGGAGCUUCUUUCGACUCUUCUACCCAUGCCAAGAAGCAGAGGAGGCCACAGAGCAGCCCCUGUGGAUUCCCCGCUAUGAGUACUGCACUGGCCUGGCGGACUACCUGAAGUUUAAUAAGCGCUGGGGGGGGUCGCUGUUCAACCUGGCUGUGGGAUCUUGUCGCCUGCCUGUUAGCUGGAAUGGCCCCUUUAAGACAAAGGACUCUGGAUACCCCUUGGUCAUCUUCUCCCAUGGCCUUGGGGCCUUCAGGACACUGUAUUCAGCCUUCUGCAUGGAGCUGGCCUCCCGUGGCUUUGUGGUGGCUGUCCCAGAGCACAGGUGGCACAUGUAUGGUAGGGAUGGGUCAGCUGCGGCCACCUGUUUCUGCAAGCAGGCCCCAGAGGACAGCCGGUCUGACAAUGAGUCAUCGGAGGAGGAAUGGAUCCCCCACCGUCAAAUUGAGGAAGGGGAGAAGGAAUUCUAUGUUCGGAAUUACCAGGUGCAUCAGAGGGUAAGCGAGUGCAUGAGGGUGUUAAGGAUCCUGCAGGAGGUCACUGCUGGGCAGACCGUCCUCAACAUCUUGCCUGGCGGGUUGGAUCUGAUGACCUUGAAGGGCAGCAUCGACAUGAGCCGCGUGGCUAUAAUGGGACAUUCAUUUGGAGGGGCCACAGCUGUCCUGGCUUUAGCCAAGGAGACCCAGUUUCGGUGUGCUGUGGCUCUGGAUGCUUGGAUGUUUCCGCUGGAACGUGACUUUUACCCCACAGCCCGGGGCCCUGUCUUCUUCAUCAAUGCAGAGAAAUUCCAGACAAUGGAGAGUGUCAACUUGAUGAAGAAGAUUUGUGCCCAGCAUGACCAUUCCAAGAUCAUAACUGUCCUUGGUUCUGUUCAUCGGAGUCUAACGGACUUUGCUUUUGUGGCUGGUAACUGGAUUGCUAAAUUCUUCUCCAAUCCAACCCGUGGGAGCUUGGACCCCUAUGAGGGUCAGGAGACUGUGGUGCGGGCCAUGUUGGCCUUCCUGCAGAAGCACUUGACCUCAAAGAGAACUAUGAUCAAUGGAACAACCUCAUUGAAGGCAUUGGACCAUCACUCACCCCAGGGGCCCCACAGCAUCUGCCCAACCUAUAGGCACACGGGGGCUGCCCAGCAACACCCAUGGCCUUCUAUUAGAAAGUGGUCCUCACGCUCCUUCUUCAUAGAUUGAGAGGGUGUAAUUGCACUGUUGAUUGGAUGACUGGGUAAUUUAAUCUUAAACUCAUGUUGGGACUUGGAUCACUUACUGAUUUGGGAAACUGACUUUCUGGGGACUGAGCCCCGAUGGUGUGGGGAACAAGCAGUGGGAUGGGGCUGGGGAGGCCCAAGCCCCAAGCUGAGCACGAUGAGCCCUAUCAACCCAGCCAGCCGACUCCUCACCUUGGGCCAGUGUGGAAGAAAUGAAGCCACAGGAUGGAGGGAAAUUUCCCACCUUGGGGCCCUCUAGCCCACCUGACACUCUCUUCCUACCUCUCUGCCUUCUCCCUCCCCAGGGCCGCUUGGUGAGUUCUGAGGACUUAAGGUAGCUUUCUAGGAUGGGGACCACCAUCAGAUUUUUCUAUCUAUUUUCAAGCCCCUUAUGGCAUGAAACAUAGCCCCAGGCAUUUAGUCAGGAUGAAGCUAUACUUGGGAGCCCAUGGAAGGGGCAAACAGCUUUGACCUGAUAGCAGAGGGAGAGCGGCUGAGGGACAGAGGGUAUCUUAAAAACUCUGGAUAUCUCAGAGUUUUGCUGAAAAUGUAACUCGACAGGAAACAACACAAGUAGGCUGAGAUGGAGAAGGCAGAAUAACAGUGUUAAGUAGCCAUUUGAACAGGCCCUCACCACAAAAGGGAGGGAGUUUGGUCGGUUCAAAUUCACAGGCCAUCCCUAGAGAGAAGCUUAGGAACACUUUGGUCCUGCCUUUUACCUGAGAUAUUGUCAGCUUCCAACAGGGUGCUGUAGUUGUCUGUUUUCUGGCUCUGAGGGCCUCGCCUCCAAUUUAAGUCAAGAUAUAGAUUGAAUUUCCAUUCUGUUCCAUUUAUAAUAUGAAUGAUAUUAAUACUCAUGUUUGCCUAACGAUAUGUUGGAAUAUUCUCUGUCUUUAAUCUGCCUCACAGCAAGAUGGGGAGCCAUCUGGAAGUAACUUUUCCUUCUGUCUUUCUUUGAUCACUUACCACUUAUGCCCAUGUGGGGGGAAAAAAACUUUAAAAGGAGAGGAGGUCUUCCUAGGGAUCUCGUUGGAAGCUGUCUGGGAACAUCAACGUGAAACACCCCCUCCUCUACUCUAGACAUCUCACCUCAGUCCAAGUAUGGAACCCCGGAGGAGGCAAGAGCAAGAGGGAAAUGCAUCUCUGCACAACAGGUCCAAGGUCAUUGUCGCCAAAGCAGGCUGGGACUACAUCUCCCAUCCCCAACAGCUGUUCUUUCUCAGAGGUGAAACACCAGAUCCUUUGAGGCUGUGGAUUUACUCUCAGAGAUUUGUGGGUUCCCGGGAGGCAAAGCACAAGGAGAAUAUAAUUAAGGCCUGGUCUCUAGAGCUCUGUGGUCUGUUGUUUUUGUUUUUUUGUUUUUUUUUUUUUUUGUUUUUUGUCUUUUUAGGGCCGUACCCUCAGCAUAUGGAGGUUGCCAGGCUAGGAGUCUAAUCAGAGCUGCAGCUGCCUGCCUACACUACAGCCACAGCAAUGUGGGAUCUGAGCCACAUCUGCAACCCACACCACAGCUCAUGGCAACACCGGAUCCUUAACCCACUGAGUGAGCCCAGGGAUCGAACCCACAACCUCAUGGUUCCUAGUCGGAUUCAUUUCUGCUGUGCCAUGAUGGGAACUCCUGUGGUCUGGUUUUGAGUCCAGGCUCCACCACUGCUAACUGGGUAAAUUUGACCAAAUCAUGUUCUCUUUCCAGUCUCGAUUCCUGCAUUUCUGAAGUGAGGAUCUGCAUUGUAAAUAGACAGGAGGAUGAAGUGAAAGAAUGUAUACUGCGUGGGUUAUUUAAAAGUAUGUUUCCUACUUUCCAAACAUAAGAGAUUUUUCUAGUUACCCUCUAGCUGUUGUUUUCUUGCUUAAUUGCUCUUGGUCAGAGAAAACGACCCACAUGGUUUUUGUCCUGAAACUUGCUUGUUGGCCCAGUAUGAGGUCGAUUUUGUGAAUGUUCCAUGUACAUUUAGUAAGACCGUACAUUUUGAAGUUGUUGGCUUGCUGUUUUACUCAAGAAUGUAUUAUGUGUUUCCUUCUAUGAGAGCGAAUACAGAUAGAUAAUCAGGCCUUCCAACCCCUAGAUGGGGACCAGAGCCCCUUGGCAUUCACAGAACCGGUAGAAGCCAUCUCUUUGUGCCUGGGCUGGUUCUGCAGAUGCUGAGAAGCACUGACAGCAUUAGCCUAGGAGACCCAAGUUCUACAUUAGACUCAUAAAUAAUGCAGGUAUAUUUUGUAAAGUCCUGGAACCUUCCUAGAGAAAGAAGUUGUUCAGAAGCUGGGUCCAUCUCCUCCAUUCAGUCUGUGUUCGAUAAUGACUCAUUCAUCCAGCGUCACUGGAAUAGAUGAAUUUUCCCCAUUGACAGUUAUCCUUUAUGUCACAAAUUGUCAUAUUGACUUUUUUUUUUUUUCCCCCAGGGCUGCACCUGCAGCAUAUGGAAGUUCCCAGGGGUCAAAUCGGAGCUACAGCUGCCAGCCUACACCACAGCCACAGCAACACCAGAUCCGAGCCUCAUCUGCCACCUACACCAUAGCUCAUGGCAACGCCAGAUCCUUAACCCAUUGAGCGAGGCCAGGGAUCAAACACGCAACCUCAUGGUUCCUAGUUGGAUUCGUUUCUGCUGCACCACAGUGGGAACUGCUUGAUUAUUUUGAAUGGUAAUUUGCCCAAAAGAUAAUGCACACACUUCUUAAUUGUGAUCUGACCUCAUUUAAUUUUGUAGGAUAUUUCUUUUAAUCAGGAUAGACUAGAGAAUGUGGUAGUAAUAAGCAAUCCCAGAAAGCAAUAAAAGUUUAUUUCCUACU
Messenger RNA from Sus scrofa (pig), 4499 nucleotides. Lineage: Eukaryota; Metazoa; Chordata; Mammalia; Artiodactyla; Suidae. The record is from RefSeq and is a predicted model, not a curated record.